CGACAUUUCUCAUGUGCCACCAUCAUCCUUCGGUGGUUCUGUAUGACAGAAUCGGUCAAUAUGGCGGCGCACAGGGUAGCAUGUUUAGGUUUAAAUGCCCUUUACUCAACUGUCUGCGCCCCAAAGCAGGCCCUGAGGAGCUGUUGGGGGGCAGUGGAGCAGGUGAGGAGUUACUACGUCGACUGGAGGAUGCUUAGGGACGUGAAGAGAAGACAGAUGGCUUUUGACUAUGCUAAUGAGAGGUUACGGAUUAAUGCACUGAGGAAGAACACCAUCCUACCCAAAGAGCUUCAGGAGGUGGCUGAUAAAGAAAUCGCAGCCUUACCAAGGGACAGCUGUCCUGUGAGAAUACGCAACAGGUGUGUGAUGACAUCAAGGCCCCGGGGGGUGAAGCGGAGGUGGCGGCUGAGCCGAAUUGUCUUCCGCCACUUGGCUGACCACAACCAGAUGUCCGGGAUUCUGAGGGCAAGGUGGUGAUUGGGGAUCCAUUGGACCCUACUGUGGGCUUGGGAUAUAGAGAAAAAGGCUGUGUUAGUGGUUAGUGUCAUAAUCAGAUUUUUUGUUUAAAGUGAAUCGAGUGAGAGGGCUGCAAGUACUGCUGCAUAUUUUUUUAUAUUCUGAUGAGAUCUUUUGGUAGAUUAUUUGCUCUGUUUUCUUGUGGCUCUUCUAAGUAUGAAAACAACUAAAGACAAAAUAUUUAAAGAGAAAAAUAUACAGUGACUUCUCGGAAGGGUGAAUGUUGAUAAGACUUCAAAACCCAAUGGAUGAAUAAAAUAUUAUUGUACAUAA
This is a messenger RNA of Pungitius pungitius (ninespine stickleback), 789 nucleotides long. RefSeq names its product mitochondrial ribosomal protein S14 (gene mrps14). The record is from RefSeq and is a predicted model, not a curated record. The coding region runs from base 43 to 477 and encodes 144 amino acids. Gene Ontology annotation, biological process: translation. The transcript has 3 exons. NCBI's taxonomy places the organism in Eukaryota, Metazoa, Chordata, Actinopteri, Perciformes, Gasterosteidae. Gene Ontology annotation, molecular function: structural constituent of ribosome. Gene Ontology annotation, cellular component: ribosome; mitochondrial small ribosomal subunit.